AUGUCAUUCUCCCUUAGUGAAGCGUCAGAAUUCCAAGCAACUUCUGCUGUUAAUGGGCUGCUGUUGAGUCUUUUGCCCGGCGUUCCUAAAGUCAGAGCUAAUGGUGGUAAGAAAAGGGUGAAUAAUGGAUCUAAAGCUCAGUUGAUCGAUAGAAACUUGAAGAAAAGAGUGGAGUUACAAAAUCGAGAUGUUCAUAAAAUCAAGAAAAGAUCCAAACUAGCCAAAAAGAAACAGGUCAAGGUACAUAAGCACGAUAAAGAGCGACUAGAGCAACUGGCGAAGUAUCAGGUGUUGAGGAAGCAUCAAGAAGAAGGUACUUUGACUGAGCAUGAAAGGAAGUAUUUGAAUAAACUAAUCAGAAGGAACUCACAAAAUUUAAGGUCGUGGGAUUUAGAAGAUGAAGUACGAGAUGAGCUUGAUGAUAUCCAGCAAUACAUCUUAAAACAAACAGUCUCGACCAUGAAGGCGGACAGAAGUCAAAGAAGAAGGUCUAAGAAGAAGCAGUUUAAAGAAGACAUUAAACAGAGCGAUUCUGCUAGAGACCAUAGGUACCCAGGUUUGACACCGGGAUUGGCCCCUGUAGGAUUAAGUGACGAGGAGGACUCCAGCGAAGAAGACUAA
Molecule: messenger RNA, 621 nt
Organism: Saccharomyces eubayanus
Lineage: Eukaryota; Fungi; Ascomycota; Saccharomycetes; Saccharomycetales; Saccharomycetaceae
Gene: RRT14
Product: Rrt14p
Exons: 1
Coding region: 1-621 (206 amino acids)
Source: RefSeq, a predicted model, not a curated record